Molecule: messenger RNA, 2829 nt
Organism: Arabis nemorensis
Lineage: Eukaryota; Viridiplantae; Streptophyta; Magnoliopsida; Brassicales; Brassicaceae
Source: the annotation of a GenBank genome assembly
AUGUCGAAUCGUGGUGGUUACGGUGGCGCUGGUCGUGGCGGAAGAGGGCCUCGUUCUGACCAGAAACAAAACCCGUCUUCUAGUGCGGUGGUCGGAAGGAAAGUUCAAGCCGUCGACGUCGCUUCGUCGUCUUCUUCAUCAAUGUCCGUACAAGAGAAAACCAAUGUCUCUGAGUCCAAAGACUCUGCUUCGGCUCUUAGUCUCGACUUAGCAGAGAAAGUCCAGAUUACUCCGACGACGACGACGAAUCUUCCACCGGCGUCUUCAAAAGCAGUGACCCACCCGCUCCGGCCAGGGUUUGGUCAAGCAGGGAAGAAAAUCACUGUUCGUGCGAAUCACUUCCUUGUUCAAGUCGCAAAUCGAGAUCUUUACCACUACGAUGUUGCAAUAAGUCCUGAGGUGAUAUCGAAGAAAGUGAACAGAGACGUGAUGACAACUCUGGUUCGCAACUAUGGAGAGUCACACUUGGCUCAGAAGAUUCCUGCGUAUGAUGGAAGAAAGAGCCUUUACACUGCUGGACCACUACCAUUUGAAUCUAAAGAGUUUGUUGUUGAUUUGAAGGAUAAAAAAGUUGAUGGGUCGUCAUCAAGGAAGGAAAGACAGUUCAAAGUUGUUAUAAAGAUGGCUUCGAGGCCUGAUCUUUAUCAGUUACAAGAGUUCCUCCGCCGUAAACAAAGAGAUGCUCCAUAUGAAACUAUCCAAGUGCUCGAUGUUGUUCUCAGAGAUCUGCCAUCUCAAGAGUAUGUUGCUGUUGGGAGGUCUUUUUUCGACCCUAGUUUGGGAAAGAGAGGUGAGCUUGGUGAUGGUAUUGAGUAUUGGAGCGGUUACUUCCAAAGUCUUAGGCUGACUCAGAUGGGGUUGUCUCUUAACGUUGAUGUGUCAGCUAGAUCUUUUUAUGAACCGGUGUUCGUCACUGAGUUUAUUGGCAAGUACUUGUAUAUCAGGGACUUUAACAGGCCACUUACUGACUCAGAUCGAGUCAAGGUGAAGAAAGUUCUGAGGAACCUAAAAGUUGAAUUGGCACAUUUUAACUUUGCAAGAAGUUCCAAGAUCAGUGGGAUUUCUAGCUGUCCCAUCAGUCAACUUAGUUUCACUCUUGAGGACAAUACCCAGACGACAGUUAUACAGUAUUUUGCUGAGAGAUACAACUAUAGGGUGAAAUACCCGUCACUGCCUGCUAUCCAAUCAGGGAGUGACUCAAAGCCUGCUUACUUGCCGAUGGAGCUCUGUCGAAUAGCUGAAGGUCAGCGAUACACCAAACGGCUUAAUGAGAAGCAAGUGACUGCGAUGCUAAAAGCUACUUGCCAACGACCUGUAGAAAGAGAGAAUGCGAUCAAAGGGAUGGUCAAGGAUAAUAAAUUUAACAAGAGCAAGCUUGUCAGCGAGGAGUUUGGGAUGUCAGUGACUGAACAGCUAUCCUCGGUUGAGGCUCGUGUACUUCCUCCUCCAAUGUUGAAAUAUCAUGAAAGUGGUAAAGAAAAAAUGGUGAAUCCAAGAUUGGGACAGUGGAAUAUGAUUGACAAGAAAAUGAUUAAUGGAGCAAGAGUUGCUUCUUGGACUUGUGUAAGCUUCUCUACGCGGAUUGACCGUAAUUUACCCCAGGAUUUCUGCAGACAAUUGAUUGGGAUGUGCGUCAGCAAAGGAAUGGAAUUUAACCCACAACCUGCUAUUCCCUUCAUCUCUUGUCCACCUCAAAGAAUUGAGGACGCCCUAAGGGAUAUUCACAAAAGAGCAACCGGUCUUCAACUGUUGAUUGUCAUAUUGCCCGAUCAAUCUGGAUCAUAUGGAAAGAUCAAAAGGAUAUGUGAAACGGAGCUGGGGAUUGUUUCCCAGUGUUGUCAACCAAAUCAAGCUCGUAAACUGAACAAGCAGUAUAUGGAAAACGUCGCAUUGAAGAUUAAUGUCAAGGCUGGGGGACGAAAUACGGUUCUUGAUGAUGCUAUUAGAAGAAGAAUUCCCUUGAUUAGUGACCGCCCGACCAUAAUCAUGGGUGCUGAUGUGACUCACCCGCAACCUGGAGAGGACUCGAGUCCUUCUAUUGCUGCUGUUGUUGCUUCGAUGGACUGGCCAGAAAUAACCAAAUACCGAGGACUGGUUUCCGCUCAGGCUCAUAGGGAGGAAAUCAUUCAGGACCUGUACAAGCUGGUUCAGGAUCCUCAACGAGGGUUAGUCCACUCUGGUUUGAUAAGGGAACAUCUCAUCGCAUUCAGGAAGGCUACAGGUCAAAAACCUCAUAGGAUCAUAUUCUACCGCGAUGGUGUAAGUGAAGGGCAAUUUAAUCAGGUGCUGCUCCAUGAGAUGACUGCUAUACGCAGAGCUUGUAAUUCUCUUGAAGAGGGUUAUGUUCCACGUGUCACGUUUGUCGUCGUUCAGAAACGACACCACACUCGCUUGUUUCCUGCUCAACACGGCAAUCGUGAUAUGACCGAUAAAAGUGGCAAUAUUCUGCCAGGAACCGUCGUCGACAGCAAAAUCUGUCACCCGACAGAGUUCGACUUUUACUUGAACAGCCACGCUGGUAUACAGGGGACAAGCAGGCCUGCUCAUUACCAUGUGCUUCAUGACGAGAAUGGUUUCUCAGCUGAUGCAUUGCAAAUGCUCACCAACAACCUUUGCUACACGUUUGCGAGGUGCACAAGAUCUGUCUCAAUCGUUCCACCGGCUUACUAUGCACACUUGGCUGCUUUUAGAGCUCGUUACUACAUGGAAAGUGAGAUGUCUGAUGGAGGUUCUAGCAAGAGCAGGAACACGACUACAAGUACUGCUCCUGUUGUUUUACAUCUCCCGGCAAUCAAGGAUAACGUCAAGGACGUUAUGUUCUACUGCUGA